Molecule: messenger RNA, 3129 nt
Organism: Numida meleagris (helmeted guineafowl)
Lineage: Eukaryota; Metazoa; Chordata; Aves; Galliformes; Numididae
Gene: IFNAR1
Product: interferon alpha and beta receptor subunit 1
Exons: 11
Coding region: 65-1774 (569 amino acids)
Molecular function (GO): protein binding
Source: RefSeq, a predicted model, not a curated record
GCCGCGGCACGCCGCAUGCGCAGUCGCUAGAUGCUUCCGGUAGGGGUGAGCGAGGCGCGGGGCGAUGGCUGGGACAGCGGGUGCCGUGCUGCGGCUGGUGGCCGUGCUGCUCUGCCUCCUGGUCGCGGUGUCCCCGCGCUGUGCAGGAGAGACUAAUCUGAAGAGUCCUCAGGAUAUUCAGGUUUAUGCUGUAAAUACAAAUUUCACUCUGAGGUGGAACUACACUGGGGAUGGUACCAAUGUGACAUUUUCAGCUCAAUACCGGUGCUUUGAUGAUCUUCAGACAAAUAAACCAGAAUGGAGGGAAUUAUCUGGUUGUCAAAAUGUCAGUCACACGGAAUGUGACUUUUCUUCAGCACUGACUGCAUACUAUGAUAUGCAUCAGUUGCGCGUAAGGGCUGAAAGAAGGGAAGACAAGUCUCCGUGGUCUGAUGUUUUUGAAAUGAUUCCAUAUGAAAUAGCUGAGAUUGGUCCUCCUGAAAUAGCGCUGCAGUCCAUAAAUGGAGCCAUUAAAAUUAAGGUUUCUCCUCCAGAAGCAAAUCAGGACCGAAAAAUGUGGCUAAAUCCUCUGCGUUUUAAAUAUAAUGUAGUUAUCUGGGAAAAUUCAUCAAAUGUAGGGGAGGUCAGAAAUCAAAAUAUUUUACCUAUUGAUGUAAUAGAUGGUCUUGCGCCAGAGACCACCUAUUGUUUGAAAGUUCAAGCAACUGUUCCUCUGGACUACCAAGAAGGCCUAUUCAGUCCAAUUCAUUGCAUAAAAACCACCCGUAAAGUAAAUGACCUUCUUUGCCCAACAAAUGUGAGAGUUUUUGCUUUGAACAUGAAGUUUUAUCUGCUUUGGAAUAAUCACUAUAAAGAACAUGUGAACUAUACCGUACAGUAUCUCAUUGGGUUCCUAAAGAGCCUGUAUGAUGAUUACUCCUCAAAGUGGCAAAAUGUACGUGGAUGUGAAGGCAUCACUAACAUGAAAUGCAAUUUGUCAUCUGUCAUCAACCCUACUUCAGCAUUUCAUUAUUUCCGUGUGCAGGCCAUGAAUGAAUACAAUAAAUCAUGUUUCUCUAAAGACGUAAAAGUAGAUCCUCUGGUAACAAAUGAAAUUGGCCCUCCUGAUGUAAAGGUGGACAUCAGUGAUGUUUUGCUCCAUAUCCAGAUUUCUUCUCCAGGAGGAGCUGAGAGUGAAAACAUGAGGGACUUUUACGAUUUAUCUUACCAGAUUCUGUAUUGGAAGAAUUCAUCAGAUAAUGAGCAGGAAGUGAAAAUGAAAGAAACAAAACAGACAAUAGCGACAAUCUCUGAUCUAACUCCCUCGACUUUGUACUGCGUGAAAGUACAAGCACUCUCAAAAGCUUACAAUAAAAGCAGUGAUUUCAGCAAAGAGGAAUGCAUCGGAACACCUGGAGAUAAAAGCUUACCUCUGAUCGUUUUAGCAACAUUUGUAGCUGCCCUGAUUGUUGUCUUGAUUGUGGCAUCACUGGUUAUUUUUUUCAUGUAUCAAGCCUAUAAUAAAAUCAAAUACAUGUUCUUUCCAUCAUGCCAGACUCCUCUGAACAUAGAGGGCUUUGGAGGACAGCUCUUUAGCAGUCCAUAUGUACCUGCUGCAGAAGAACCAGUAGAAAUUUGUUACAUAAUUGAGAAUAGCAUCACAGAAGUAAAUCAAAUUGAUCUUAAAGAUGACAGACAUUCUAAAGAGAGCAGUCGAGAUUCGGGAAAUUAUUCUUCCGAUAAUAUCUCUGAGAGCAAAGGGUCAGAAGAAAUACUAGAAGAGGACCUGCUAUAACUUUUAUGAAAAUAAAAGUUAAAAAUGGGACUUGUAGUAUAAUAAACACUUGAACUUUUUUUUAUUAUGACAUAAGUCUCGGGCUAAUGAAGACUGUAUGACUUUGGAAUCCUCGUUCCGAAGUUUCCAGAUCUGCACUUUGUUAGUGGAAAAUUACAUACCUGCUCUGCUGCAAGCUGACUGAAGUUAAAGCACACUGGAGCUGUGGUAGCUUACACCAUUUUGUCUGAAUAGUCAUCUGAUGAUAAAAGGAGUACUAUCUGAAUACGGAGAAGAGAUCUGUAUGCUUCAUAUACUUGAAUCCGAUAACCUUGGUGAAAGCCUACUGUGUUGUCCAAGAAGGGUUUCUUUCUUACAGGCUUAUUUUGAGUGCCAGUGUGUACUCUGACAGAGUCCUUAGAUUAUGUUUACACAGGCAGAAGAAAAUUGAUGCCAGGUACCAUUUCAAGUACUUCUCUGGCAUCUUCCAGUGCCCUCAGGGAUAGUGUUUUUUGAGUCAGCAGAUCAGAGCAAAGUAUGCAAUGAAGACAGCAGCCUCAAUGAGGCAACUCCUCCCAGCAUCCUCGUAAAAUUCCUUACGGCCGUGGCUGCCAGGUGCUCCCGAUGCCCACUUCCAUGUGUGUCAAGCUGUGUGUUGGGGUGCUCUUCUCCCACAGCACGAAGUAAUGUUGGCACAUACCAGGCGGGAAGAAGGCAGGAAGGAGGCUUACUCCACUGUGGACAAAAGUUUCACAGUGGAAGUGCUUUGUAAAUAGAGGUAUGGUGAAAUUGUAUUGUGCUGCAUUUAGAAUGGCAGCCAAUGAAUACAUAAAAUAAUGGAAUAAUACUUUGAAAAAUACUUUAAAAAUUACUUUGAUGAUACAGUGUAUUAAGAGGAAUAUCCUGUUCUUUUUUUCCCUCUCUCAUGACUACGCAACUGGAAGUUUAGAGCUCUUGUAAUUGAAUGGGAUUUGCAAAUGUGAAAUUUCAUUCUGUGUUUAGAAGUAUCCAAGUUGUAUUUAGAAAAUGCCUUUUAACAGCACAGCAAGGACACUGUCCUUCAAAGCUUUUCCAGCUCAGCCUCGUCUUGCCAACAGCCAGCUCUUUGUACAAUUGUAAAGAUGCUGCAGUUGUAUUUGUUUGCAUACCACUCUCUUCUUUCAAAGUAUUUUUUAAUAGAUUAUUUUUAAUGACAGAAUUGACUUAGAAUAAACUAGGUUUGAGUUACAUGUGGGCCAUUGUGUAUUACAGCAAGCAACUGCUGGUGUUUAAGUAUUUCUGUUUUUUUUAUUUCAAAAAUGUGAUCUAAUUUUAUACAUUUUGUGUUCCAGUGUUCAUUGAAGAACUUAAUAAAUUUUGCACAUUUACUUCUUUAA